AUGGACGCGGGCGGUCCGGCACCGCCGCUGUUCCUCCUGGCCGCGGCGACGGCGACCGCCGUGCUGGCCGCGGCGGCGCUGGGGUGGCUGCUCCUAGCCGGCGGGCGGACGGCGGCGGGGCCGGGGCGGCGGCGGUCCGCGUCGGCGGCGCCACGGCUGCCGCCGGGCAGCACGGGGCUGCCUCUCAUCGGGGAGACGCUGCGCCUCAUCGCGGCGUACAAGACGCCGAACCCGGAGCCGUUCAUCGACGAGCGCGUGGCGCGGCACGGCAGCGGGGUGUUCACCACCCACGUCUUCGGCGAGCGCACCGUCUUCUCCGCCGACCCGGCCUUCAACCGCCUCCUGCUGGCCGCCGAGGGCCGUGCCGUCAGCUGCAGCUACCCGUCCUCCAUCGCCACGCUGCUCGGCCCGCGCUCGCUGCUUCUCACGGCGGGGCCCGCGCACAAGCGCCUCCACUCGCUCACGCUCACCCGCCUGGGACGCCCGGCCUCGCCGCCGCUGCUGGCGCACAUCGACCGCCUCGUCCUCGCCACCAUGCGGGACUGGGGCCGCCACGGCGCCCCCGCCGUCCGCCUCCUCGACGAGGCCAAGAAGAUCACCUUCAACCUAACCGUCUGGCAGCUCGUCAGCAUCGAGCCCGGGCCAUGGACCGAGAGCGUCCGCCGCGAGUACGUCAAGCUCAUCGACGGCUUCUUCUCCAUCCCCUUCCCCUUCGCCUACCUCCUCCCUUUCACCGCCUACGGCCAGGCCCUCAAGGCGAGGAAGAAGGUGGCCGGAGCUCUUCGGGAGGUGAUAAGGAAGAGGAUGGACGAGAAGGCGGAAACCAGUGGCGCCAGUAAAAAUGGGGAGGAUGAGGAGAAGAGGGAGAAGAAGGACAUGGUGGAGGAGCUUCUCGAAGCAGAGGGUGGGAGCUUCUCCGUGGAGGAGAUGGUGGAUUUCUGCCUGUCUCUGCUGGUGGCUGGCUACGAGACCACCUCCGUGCUCAUGACGCUCGCCGUCAAGUUCCUCACCGAGACACCCACUGCACUGGCGCAGCUGAAGGAAGAGCAUGACAAUAUCAGAGGCAUAAAAGGCAAAGACCAACCUCUGGAAUGGAGUGAUUACAAGUCGAUGCCAUUUACACAAUGUGUGAUAAGUGAAACACUGCGCGUGGCGAACUUAAUUAGCGGGGUGUUCAGGCGUGCAAACACUGAUAUUCAUUUUAAAGAUUACGUUAUUCCAAAGGGCUGCAAAAUAUUCGCUUCGUUCCGAGCUGUGCACCUUAAUCUGGAACACUACGAGAAUGCUCGGACCUUUGACCCUUGGAGAUGGCAGAGCAAGAAUAAGCUUCAGAACGCAGAAGGGGCCAGUCUGUUCACUCCCUUCGGCGGGGGACCUCGCCUGUGCCCAGGCUACGAGCUUGCCCGGGUGGUGGUUUCUGUUUUCCUCCACCAUCUCGUGACGCGCUUCAGCUGGGAAGAAGCUGAGGAGGACAGGAUUGUCUUCUUCCCCACCACCCGGACCCUCAAAGGAUACCCCAUCAACCUGCGGCGGCGACCGGAUUAUGCAUGA
Messenger RNA from Miscanthus lutarioriparius, 1551 nucleotides. The record is from the annotation of a GenBank genome assembly. Lineage: Eukaryota; Viridiplantae; Streptophyta; Magnoliopsida; Poales; Poaceae.